AUGGUAUUUUUCAAACGGAAGCCGGUCACAUACCUCCCACGACCCGUGAUUCAUGAUGACAACUCCGAGGUCUGGGUUGUCCCAGAGACCAGCGAGGUCUUCACGAGCUAUGAAGCGUACCUCGCCCGGAUGGAUUUCUACAAACAACGCCGGUUUAUAUGUGAAAUCACGGGCCAUUCUGGUCUGAAUUUCUUCGAGGCAAUGCGCAGUGAGAUGGAGGAAUCGCGCGAGGUGAACAGCAGCUUCCCGGAAGCGCUCAGGGAGCCAAUUUUGCGUCGAAUUCAGUUCUCUACGGUCUCAAGGGUCGAUAAUCUGGUGGAUGAGAUAUUUGAAGAAUUCAAGUUCGAUUUUUACCCCGGAGAAAAUGUGUUGAUUAUCCUGGAAGAUGGCAGUAGGCUACAUGGGACUAUCAGGGAUAAGGCAAACUUCGCCGAACAACUGUUUGAGGAUGGCACUGUUAAAAAGCCAGCGGCUUCUACAUAUCUGGUCAAGAUCCUCGAUCGUCCGAAUGAGGAGGCCCUGUUGGACCAUAAUCAUAUCACCCGCGACCGGAAGGCCUUCACCAAGCUGAUGCUAAGGGGAUUCAUUAAGCACAACGUGACUCGCGAAUCCUGGACUGGUGCGCCUUGGCUGGUCAAACCUUCGAUUGCCGACGAAUACAAGAUCUCCACUGAGGUUCCCAAACACCUCCAGUAUGGCUCAAAAGUCGCGGAGAAGAAGGCAAUGAAGAAGGCAGACCAAGACGGAUAUUUUGGCUUCUUCUCUUCCCAGCAACUGCCAGCCCUGAAACCAGCUAUGAAAGGGCAGAAAUCGAAAUUGUCUACCCAGGAUUUAGCAAAAUCUAGCCAGGCGCAGUACGAGGAAUAUCAGCGAUCGCUGAACGGCAAUCCCUCAUUUCUACUUCCAAAUAAUCCCCUACGCCCAUCGAAGCCACCGCUGCGAGUCGACGGCUCCAUCUCCCCGCCGAUCCGUUAUCCGAUGGAGGACUUGGAGCUUCCACCCUGCCGAGGUGACAAACACCGCCCUACUUUGAAGUUUAUGAUGCUAGGCGAGUCAGAUGAUGAUGGUGCCGAGGAUCUUUUGCCCGAUGACUUGGAGCCUGAAUCAGUUGGAUUGCUUCUGGAGACCUGGGAUACUCUCAACGUUUACUGUGAGGUAUUCCAGAUUGACUCGUUCACUUUUGAUGAUUUUCUUCAAUCUAUGCGCUUCUCUUCGGAGCAAAUGGAGUGCGAAUUGUUUAUAGAGUUGCAUUGUGCGAUUUUGAAGAAAUUGGUCAAUUCGGAAAAUGAGAAUGGUGCUAUCCAGAUCAAUCUCCCUGAUUUCCCUGCUGAAGAAUCUGACGAUUCAGAGGAAGACGAUGAAGAGGGUGAAGAUGAUGAUGACGAAGAAGAAGAAGAAGAACCAGCAGAAUCAGCAGGGAGAAUGACUACCCGAGGAAGCUUGGCCAAGAAAGAGCUGGAGACGCUGAAAACGCAGAUUGACGAAGAGGAGGAAGAAGAUACUCAGAUCCAUCGUGCCGCGGAAAUGUUUACCAACUAUGGAUGGAUUGAUCGUCUUCGUCGACGGGACUUCCGCAAUGGUGGAUGGGAACUAGUGAUGAUCGGUCUCCUGCACCAGCUCUCUGUUCGCCCUCGCUAUGAGGCGACCUGCAACGAGAUUCUCAAGCAUCUAGCACCGCUCGAUGCGAAGCCAAUCCAGAAAACCGCUCAGCAACAGUACAGUACUCUCGACAUCAACUUGCGUGUCAAGGCUCUGCAGAUCAUCACCCUGCUCAGUCUAGAGACAAAGGCUAUCCGAAACUACCUGGAAGAAUGCAGUAACCAAAUGACCGAGUUUCGGAAGGUUAAAAUCGAACACCAAAAAGCACGCAAGGCAGCACUCGUUGAACUUCGCCAGCUUCACCUGGACCGCAAAGCUCUCCAACCGGAACCCGAAAAGAAUGAAACCGACAAGAAAGAGAAAUCUCCUUCACCCGUGCCAGAGCUUGAUGGGAUGGAUGAUUCCAAGUUGACUCUCGAAGGUGAUUCCGAAAUGCCGAUAGAUUCGGAGGAUGAAGAUACACCUCGGCCACGAGCACUCCGUGGAGGCGUCGACCGUGUCCUCGAGCGGAAACGAAAACAGGAGAUUGAACGAGAACGCAAGGAACAGCUGGCCAAGCAGCCCAAGGGUUCUAAGCAAUACCAGAAGGUUCUGAAGAAGAUCGAUGACCAGAAGGCAAAGAUCGAGAAGCUUCAAGACGAAAUUGACAUAGUCGAUAACGACCUGCGUGAGGCCGACUGCCCACGAACAAGGUGUUUGGGACUGGACCGCUUCUGCAAUCGUUACUGGUGGUUUGAACGCAACGCAAUGCCUCGCGAGGGUAUGCCGGAUAGCUCCACCUCCGAGGCCCAGUAUGCCAAUGGCCGCCUUUGGGUGCAGGGCCCCGACGAUAUGGAGCGUGAGGGCUUCAUUGACUUGACCGAUGAGCAACGCAAGGUUUACCACAAACAUUUCCAGACCACCCCUGCCGAGCGCAAGAAGCACGAAGAAGGAUCCACACACCUGCUGAAUGCUCGCGAAUGGGGUUACUAUGAGGAGCCGGAGUCGAUUGAGCAGUUGAUGGAAUGGCUUGAGCCGCGAGGAACUCGCGAAUUCAAGCUCAUGAAGGAACUCCAACUGCAGAAGACUCAUAUUGUGAAGUACAUGAAGAAUCGCCAGGCCUACCUGGUCGACUCUCGUGAACGCGCAGAAUCAGAGGAAAUGCCCACCAAACGGGUCACCACUCGCAACAAGACAUACGUCGACGUGAAUGAACACAGUCUUCGCUGCCUCCGCUGGAAGAAUACAACUGCCAUGAACGAUAUCGGACAUCUCCACGUGGACCCUGAUCGACCAGCCAAACGACAGAAGCGUAAUACAGAUGACACCCGUGAGACCAAGGCAACACGAGGCAAGCCAUUGACCCGUCAAGGUUCCCGUCGAGGUUGA
Penicillium manginii is the source of this 2967-nucleotide messenger RNA. RefSeq lists its product as uncharacterized. NCBI's taxonomy places the organism in Eukaryota, Fungi, Ascomycota, Eurotiomycetes, Eurotiales, Aspergillaceae. Bases 1 to 2967 code for a protein of 988 amino acids. The record is from RefSeq and is a predicted model, not a curated record. The transcript has 8 exons.